This is a messenger RNA of Zootermopsis nevadensis, 5878 nucleotides long. It is a transcript of the gene Pez, whose product is annotated as protein tyrosine phosphatase non-receptor pez. Gene Ontology annotation, biological process: protein dephosphorylation. The record is from RefSeq and is a predicted model, not a curated record. Gene Ontology annotation, molecular function: protein tyrosine phosphatase activity. NCBI's taxonomy places the organism in Eukaryota, Metazoa, Arthropoda, Insecta, Blattodea, Termopsidae. Gene Ontology annotation, cellular component: cytoskeleton.
UAAUAAAACCAUCUACCAUCUAUCAUUUAUAUUAUAAUUUACUGAAAUGUAUUACACUUUGAAAAUAUGUGAAAACUUAAAUGCUUUUUUCUUAUAUGGCCAAUGCGAUUAAGGUUAUAUAUAAUGAAGACCAACUCCUUGAUGAGCGUGGGGCAAAAUUCAAAUUCCUGUGUCAAUGUGCAUAAUAUAUGAAUGGGUGGUGUUAUAAUUAUCUAUUUAAAAUGGUGGUUCAUGUGUCGUGCAAAGUUUGGUUGUUAUCUGCGUCUGUAGAGUUUUCAGAAUGUAUUGGCAGAAACCAUUAUACACUGUAUCUGUCUUCCCAGUGUCCUGAAGUCUGUAGCUAUGAGAGUCAUGAACAGAGGCUGAAAGUAUAGAAUAAAUUAUCAUUAAACAUAAAUGCCCAUCGUGGAAUAUGCCUUUCAAGCUUCGUUUGAAGAAGAGCCGUCAGUACAAUGUUGUUUCUAAGUCAUUAUUUGUAAUAUGUGUGGAACUACUGGAUGGAACAUCCAUAGAAUGCACAUUAUCAGCCGAGAGCAGUGGGAGAGAUUGCCUUGACAAUGUAUGCCAGAGGCUUGGCUUGCAGCAGCCAGAGUUUUUUGGGUUGCGUUAUUUAUCACGCCAUGCACAGCCUCUUCCAAGAUGGGUGGAAAUGGAUCGUCCACUUAAGAGGCAGCUCGAUAAACAUGCUCGGGGUCAGAACCUGUUUCUACGUGUUAUGUACUAUGUUUCAGGGGUAAACUUGCUGAACGAUGAAAUGACAAGGUAUCACUAUUUCCUUCAGCUUAAGAAGGAUGUGAUUGAUGGUCGGAUGAACUGUGAUGCUAAACAAGCAGUGCUUUUAGCAAGUUAUAGCAUGCAAGCUGAGUUUGGGAAUCAUGAUUUGGAACGGCAUACUGCAGAAUACUUAAAGGAUUUUGCAUUGUUUCCAAAGCACUUAACAUCUGAUGGCAACCUGGAAAGUUUGACAGAGGCAGUGAUACUUCAGCAUGCAGCUCUAGGUGGCUUGUCCCAAGGAACAGCAGAGGAGUACUACAUAUUAGCAGCACAGCAACUGGAUGGCUAUGGUCAAGAGACAUUUGAAGCCAAAGAUGAAACUGGUGCUGAAGUUAUCAUUGGGGUGUCUUUGAUGGGAGUACUUGUUUGUUAUGAAAAUAACCAGACUUCAAAGUUUUACAGGUGGAAAGACAUAACUAAUGUGAUUAAUCACAAGCGAAACUUUGGUAUAGAGUGUCAGGUACCAGAUGAAACAGUUCACUUCCAAUUUACUGAUCCUGAAUCAGCAAAAUAUGUAUGGAGGAUGUGUGUGCAUCAGCACACAUUCUACAUGCAGAAUGAGCAUGCUGCAGAGUCAUCACAGAACAUACACCUAGAGGAUCACGUGGCAGGAACUCUCUUCCAUGGUGCCUUAGAGGACCGUCAUUUAACAGAGAGCUGUGAAGAUCUUGAUAACAGAGAUACCAGUGGAGGGCCUGUGGCAUGGAGCAUGUCACCUUCGGCAGUACAGCGAGCUCAGUCCACAUCUUGUCUUGACCUUACUACACCUGCAGACAUGGACAGGCUUAGAGCCUUGUUACCAUCAUACCGCCCUGCUCCUGAUUAUGAGACAGCAAUGCAGCAGAAAUACCGUGGAGCUGGACAGACCUCAGGGAAUUUAAACAUUAGGCCUAACCAUCAGGUUGGAAUUUUAUACAGCAGCCAACCUGAAAUACACCAGACUCACAUUGAAGAGAAUCUCAAUUCAUGCGGCCAUUACAAGCACUACCCAGAUGUAACACAGGUUGAACGAUUGUACCUGGAAUCCAGGAAUGAGCAACCACAACAAAUACUGAAGGGAAGUAUGGACCAUAACUCCCAUGCAGUGCUUCCAACAAUGCAUACCUACAGUACCCCUGAAUUGGACACUGUGGAGAACCACAUGAUCCAGGGAUUGCAGCUUUUGCAUUUGUACAAACCACCACCUCCAUACCCCAUUAGCAGACCAAGCAGUAACAGCACUCCAGAUCUUGCAUCGAAAACUCUGACCCCUCCACAGCCAACAUUUAUUAACCCACAGGUCAGUGGAUCCAGCCCAGACUUGGUAUCAUCUAGAAGUCUCGGUCCAGGCCGGCAUCAACUACAUCACCACCACCAUCGCCACCUUCAUAUGAAUCAUCAUCAGCAGCAGCAUCAUUACCUUGAUCCAGCAGUGGCAUCCCAUCAGCAUCUGCCUAAUCCUGAAUCACAUCGUACUUACACUAAUUUGGCUGCUGUAUUGGACACUCAACAGCAGCAUCCACAUCUGGAUGAUCUGCAUAGAGCCUUUGUAGCUUCAGAAGAACCUAACAUUGUUUACUGCAUGGGUGGAAGUGGGGAUGUAGGAUUGCUUUUGGAAAACAGGCCUAGAUCAACCACAAUGCCCUAUCAGUCAGUGAACUCGGUAUCCAAUGGAUCACAUUGUGCAGGCAGGGUACCUGAACCUAUUUAUGAGAAUGUGCCACUUCCAUGGGCAGCUGAUGGCAGAGUGGCAGUAGGUAUAGUGAGUGGUGGAGAUGGUUCAGGGGUGCGAAGUCGGACGUCCAGCAUCCAGUCAGCACCAGAGAUGUGCCAGUUACAAAAUGCAGAGCAUAAUAUUGGAAUCGGUGUGACCAUGCAGGCGUUGAACAGUGAGAACAGUGUGGCACAACAACACAUCUACAGUUCAGCAGCUGAACAGUUCUCAUCAAGAAACAUGACCAGCAGGCAUGUUGCAAUGAACCAUGCACCUUCAGCACCACAUGAACUGGCUUCCUUCUCUCUUCCAUUUCCAGGGAAAAGUAAACUUGGAAUAGCACCAGAAAACAGCACUGCAUCAGUUACAGAACAUUUUUGUGAAGAAGAGCAGGUCCAUAAGACUGAUGUGUCUGCAAGCAGUUCUAGCAUGGAUUCUGGAAAGCAGAAACCAAAGAGGAAGUGGGGGUUACUAGUUGGGGGUGGGAGGACAAAAUCCAGUUCAAAUGCCAAGAGCUCAAAGACUAAUACUCUAACCAAGGAAAGAACAACUGGGGAGAAUGCUGUUGGCAACUUACAAAACAGGUGGAGCACAGGUCUGCCAAGGCUUCCUCUGCCAGCUACCAUAUCAAAAGAAACUAUGUGCCAGUUACUGGAAAGGAAGUUAGCAGACAGUCAACUGUUCUUUGAAUUUGAAAGGAUUCCAAAGAAAAAAACUAAUACUGAAUUUGGAACAGCAUUGCAUCCAGAUAACAUUGUUCGUAACAGGUACAAAGAUGUAUUGCCAUAUGAAGAAAACCGUGUGAGGUUAACUCCCAGUAAAGAUAAUAAGCUUGGCUAUAUAAAUGCUUCCCAUAUCACAGCUACUGUUGGUAAUCACCAGAGGUUCUAUAUUGCUGCUCAAGGGCCACUGCCUGGUACUGUGGGAAGCUUCUGGCAGAUGAUAUGGGAGGCAGAUGUGUACCUAGUUGUGAUGCUUACUGGUGUGCAGGAAGAGGGAUCAGUUGUGUACUGUCCUGAACGGGGAGACAUGUGUGUGGAAGUUGGGGAGUUUCAAGUAUGGCAACAGUUUUCACAAGAAACUGGUCACUGUAUCACCACCAAGUUGCAGCUGUACCACACAUCAUCUCAUCGAGGAAGGGGAGUGUGGCAUCUCCAGUAUUUGGAGUGGGGUGAUCAAGGCUGUCCUCAUAAUGUUGGUCACUUUUUAGGGUUCCUGGAAGAACUGAGCUCUGUAAGACAGCACACAGUGGGCGAAAUUCCAUCUGGUCAUAAUCGCAAUCCACCUGUGUUGGUGCACUGUACAGCUGGAGUGGGUCGCACAGGAGUAACAGUACUGAGUGACUUGCUUCUCUACACACUCGACCACAAUCAGGAACUGGACAUCCCGCGAGUAGUUGCACUUCUGCGACACCAGAGGAUGCUGAUGAUUCAAACGGUUGCCCAGUAUAGAUUUAUCUACAGUCUUCUCAUCUACUAUCUGAAGCACUCUCGUCUGAUCUGAUCUCUUUGUUAAGUUGUGGGACCACAGUGCAAUCAGAGAAAUCUCAGUUAUGCUCAAAGGAGAAAAUAAAGAUUAGUCAGCUGAAUUUUCUGUGCAGGUAACAGUACUGAUUAGAAAUACUGGAAAUACAACUGGUGUUCAUGCAAUAAUGUAUAUCCUGCACCAUUAAAUUAAUCAGGUCUAGGCAAUUAUAAAUGUUCUGUUAAAGGAGUGCAUCUAGAACAUUUGUUUAGCAUGGCAGAUUUUGUUUUUGUUGUUCAGUGUCCUGUGUCAUGCAUUUAAUCUCACAUGUUCAGGUUACUUGUCAUUUUAUUGAAAGUUUUUGGUUUUGUUAAUCUAAAUAUUUUUUCUUGAGGCAGUGAUUGGAAUUAAACCGAGUAUCCUUUAGACGUAUUUAUUGCUGUAGGGAUUCAAAUAGGAACUACACUUCAUGCCAUGCUUUUUUCCUACUUGGAAUGGGUUUAUAUUUUAGGAGUCAAAUUAAUUUUUGCUAAAUCUUAUAAAAGAAUGUCACUGUAACUUGUCAUUUAUUCAUCAUCCUUUUAAAUUCUCUAUACAGUGUCACUUCCAUGCCUCUAAAGACCACAGUUAUGCACUGAAGUAGCUAUUUAUGGAUAUGCGUCAUGGUCAGAAAUGAAGUUCCUGUUACUUUUGAAAGGUGAUCAGUAUAUAAUUUUUUCCCUUAUACCUUUUUGGAAUUUCACUUUGUUCUACAAGCAUGUUACUGAGGUAAUGAGUAAAUGUUUUCCAUUGUAUUUUAUUUAGUUACGAAAUUAUAUUUGUAGUUUAUUUUAUGACAUCUCAGUGGAUCACAUUAUAUAUUGUCAAAUGAUAUGAAGAUUAGUGAAUAACUGAUAAUUAAUUCCUUCCAUGUCCUUUCCAUUUAUAGGAAAGGAUGCAGAAGGAAGUAGUAGUGACCUAAUUUAAGGUAUUUUCAUAAUAUUUGGAGGGACUGAGAAGAACCUCAGUCAGGAUAGCCCGUCUGGGACCUUUCACAUAUGAAACAAGUAUGCCACCUACAAAAUUUUGUUUGUUCAUUUUUGGAUAUUGUGCAUGGCAAAACACACAUGUCCUGUAACAUAAUUGACAGCAAAUGUAAUAAUACUGAUAUAGACUGCUAAGAACCUAGUCAUAGCCACAAGAAAUAAAAUAAAACAGAAGUUGGCAUAAUUAUGAUACUUGGAUUACCUGAACAUAUGUGGAAGACACUGGACAGUAAUCAGCAUAAUUUUCUUGUGCAAUUAUUACAUACUUAUAGAAAAUCAUUGGUGAGUGCAAUCCAUAUUUGAGUGCAAAUUUUGUAUGAUUGUUGAUGUUCUAAGUACUGAAAAUUAAAUUUUAUAUGUUCACAUAUUGAAGCCCCAAUUCUCAAGGACAGUUUUAGCCCUAUUUUAUCUUUAAAUAACAGUUAAAGAACUACUUCGAGGGCUGCUAUUAACUGUAUACAAUGAAAUUGGACUGUUUUUAAACAAGUUAUAGCUUCUCUCAUCUUUUUGUAAGAAUAUCCCUUGAACUGUAAUAUUGCCCAUGAUUGUAAAUACAUAUUUAUUUAAUUAAGCAUUUGGUGCUAAUAAAUGAUGUGGAAAUUAUUGGUUAUUGUUUAGAGGUGUGAUGAACUAUGAUGAUUUGUAAUUUCAAAGGUAAUGAUUAUGUUGUCAAGGUGAUAUUUGACAGAAGAUGAGAAACAUUGAAAUAAAUAUGCUUCCAUAAACAUAUUUGACUUCAAAGUAAGUUGUUGAGGUGCCUUUUUAUGUAUUUUAUGUGAGCUUUUUCGGAGUUUAUAGAGUCUUUUAUUUGUCACCCUUUUACUGCUACUUUUAGUUUGUUGAUUAAAAAAUUAGAAUCUUUGAUAUGUAUGGAGCAGUUGAAGGCAUGUUGAAUUAAACUUUACAUGCAAUUAGUUCUUAA